Molecule: messenger RNA, 7923 nt
Organism: Pomacea canaliculata
Lineage: Eukaryota; Metazoa; Mollusca; Gastropoda; Architaenioglossa; Ampullariidae
Exons: 22
Coding region: 328-6279 (1983 amino acids)
Source: RefSeq, a predicted model, not a curated record
UCUCGCUGCAGACGACACACUUGUUUCUGUGACGUCACAAAGAAAAUGUCGGCUAUCCUCUUGUGUACGAUUACCAAGGCACAGACGCCGUAUCUCGGACAACGCCUUCCUGUGAUGUAAUACAAAUGAUUUCUUCUAAGCCAAAACAUUUGGCUUCAUGCCAGCUGGGAUUGUCCUGUCACACAACCAUGAUAGUCUGCACCACAACCUACAUUGCUUAGGUUUUGCUUUCAUCUGUUACUUUCCUGUCAGAUAAUUGAAUAAUCAGCCAUAGAAUGUAUUCUGUAAAUGCAUAAAAGAAAAAAAAUCUGACAGAAAAGUUCAAGGAUGGCACUAGCUGCAAUAAGUGAUGACUUUGACCUUGAUGACUGUGGAAUUCUCAGAGAUUCAGUGACUUCUGCAGAACUACUAAUUGAUGAUGAUGGCAUUCUUCAAGAUGACAUCAAUGUUUUCAAGCAUGUGGCUGGGACAGGGGGUCAGGGGACAGACUCUGGCUUUGGAGGAGAUAAACAGUCAAGCACAUCAACAAUUCAGCAUCUUCAGGCCAGCUUUGAUGAGGAUCUUGCUCCCAUUGGCGAUGAGAGCAUCAACAUCAGUGACUUUGAGGCAUCCAGAGAUGACCUCGAUAGUAUUGGCGGUGACCUUGAUGGUCAUCGAGAAGGAAAAUCCCGAUUCUAUCAUAAGUCAAAAAACUUGAGUCUGGAGGUUGAUACACCAGGAAGCACUUUAGAGCAUCCUCCGGAUUUCAAACGGGAAGUAUUAUCCCAACAGAAGCUGUGGGGGAAAAACGAGAACAGGAGCGAAGAUAAGAACCUCUUCACAGAUGACUACUAUCAGCAGCUGAGAGAGCUUGGUGUAUUGGUGGAAGGUGCUGACUUCUCCAAAGAUGAGUCCUUCAAUGACGAGUCAGAGAUGCUUGAGGGUCAAAUGUCACAAGAACCUGGUGACUAUGAUGAUCACAGGGAUCUGAUUGGUGAAUACCUGCAGGAACAAUAUGACAGGGAACUUGCAGAACAAGAAGAAACAGAGUCACAUAGCAGAGUGAGGAGCUAUGAGAUGAGUGAGGCGCAGGUCGGCCGACAUUCACGAGCUAGCUCUGCACCUACGAUCAGUGGACGUUCUUUUCCAGAAAUCUCACCUGAAGAUGCUGGCAUAAUUCUGUCUGAGUCACAACAAACAGAAAAUGAGGAUGAGAUUUUCUUGAUCAACAACCAGUUAUUACCAGCAUCAAAGCUGAAGGCUCAAAAAUUGCCUGUCACACCAUCAACACAAGGCAGUCGUCCUGGAAGUCGGACUGGCAGUCGUCCUGGAAGUCGGACUGGCAGUCGUCCUAGCAGUCGUCUCAGUACUGUGGGAAGUCGAUCAAAUACACCUCAAAGUAUUGAUAGUCGAGGAGGAGGUGAUAGUCUAAGGCAGACUUUUCAAAAUCACUUACAGCAACCAAGUUCUAGGCAAAUUCAUUCUCCAGAUACUUGUCACCAUGAGAUGCCAUUCAGUCAUGAAGAACAGGUAGUGUCUCGGUCCGAAACAAAUACCCCGCACAGGAGACGCACAGAUUCUAUGACAUCAGAAAAUAUGUCUGCAGCAAGUCCUUCCAAAUCUACAAUUUCUAAAGCUCGAUCACAGGAAAGCUUCUUUGAACUGGAUAGACAGCAAGCAGUAUCUGCAGAGAAAGGUCACAAACGACUGCUGCCUACUCCUAGUAUUUCUGAUGUAAAUGAGUCAUUUAAGAUCAGAAGCAAAAGCAAAAGCGUCAGCAACAUCUCUCAGCGUUCUGGCCCAGUUAAGCCCACCCAUAUGUCCAUUUCUGAAAUUGACCGCAUGGCAACAGAAGAAGGAGGCAUCAGCAUUGGUGAACAAUCCGACGAGAUGUUAAAGAAGCUGGAAGGUGAGUUGAGCACUCAGCUGAAGCAGGAGUCAGUGCGCCGUAAACAGGCCACAGAACUUGUACAGCAGCUGCAGAAAGAAUAUGACAUGCUUCUGUCAAAAUAUGCCCUGGCAGAACUCACCAUUGACCAGAUGCGACUAGGUGCCCGCAUCACACUGCAUGCCAAUUCACCUACCCCAAUCUCCACACAUGCAGGAAUGGUCUCGUCUGGCACAGGUGCCCAUAAAGGCCAGAUUAUGCAACUGGCUCCACCACCAGUCCAAAAGGCUGUUGUUGAUCACUUCAGCCCUACCCCAGCCAACACAGUCCUACUGCCAAAAUCAGCAGGUGCAAAGAAUAGUGAUCAACAUACCAACUCAGGUUCUCAGACAGAGAAAGCAAUGACCUUUGGCAGUGCUGCCAUUGGUGUUGGUGAAGAUAGCAGUAGGCCAGGUGAGCCUGUUUUUAGGACUGAAAACCGAGUAGGCAAUAGAACAUCAGUGCCACCAGAGACAGUGAAGUUGAAUCUUCAAACACAGGCAUCAUCACUUGAUGAUCGGCUCUCUCACUUCUACACACUUCUUGAGGAGCAGCAUCUGACUCUUGAAGAACAGGAACAGGUCUUCGACAACAUUCGCACAGACCAUGACAAACUGCGACGAGCAUAUCUGCAGGCUAAAGAGGACUAUAAUGUUCUGAGACGUUCAGGUGCAUCACUUCCAAACACAGAAUUUGAUGCCAACAAGGAAUUAGAAGGUCAGUUAUUCCGCUUGGGAAUGAGGUUUGAUGAAAUUCAUGAAAGGGUAGAUUCAAACCUGAAGGAAAAGUCCAUGAGGCGGCAUCCUUUUCAAGCCAACCGUCAUGCCAAUGAUGAUGAUAGUGAUCAAGGCAAUAAUACUGAUAACCAGGACAUAAACAGAGGCAGUGAACAGGCUAAAGAUGGCAUGCAGCUAGCAGUUUCUGAAUCUGAAACUGGAGAUGAACAACAAUUCGAAAAACGAGCCCAGUUUCUUCAUGAUGAAUAUAAAGCACUAAUGGACAGAUAUCGACGUUUAAAACAGAUGUCAGAGACACCUGAACGUGAGAAGGAGACAGACAGUCUAGUCAGAAAAUUAAAAGACAUCUGUAAUGAAAUGCCUGACAUGUUCAGAUUACCACCAGAACUACAAAAAAGGUUUAAGGAAUGGAAAAAGAAUGAACGACUGAGACUGUACUACCAAAUGAACAGUGUAUGGGAGCGACUCCAAAUUCGAGAUCAAAGACGAUCUCCUGUAUUGUCAUCAAUGACACAGCAGCAAAAGAAAACAGGAGACGUAGUUGGAGGAACUGUACCUUCCAGGGAGAUUGGAGGAUCUCGUGACAUGUCACCACUUCCUAGGGGCCUGGGGACACCUGUCAUGGGCGAUCACACAAUUAAUGCAUAUGGUUUAAAUCAGCAUGGUGGGAGAGACAUGACUGGGGAUGACAAUUUUAGAAGAUCACUUAGCAGUCUUGCUGGCAGCCAUUCCAGCAUGGCAUCUCCCAGGGAUAAUGACUCUGCAGGUAUGCUUGCAGCUGGUCGUUCCAGUGCUCCUUUUUCUCCCCACCAUCGUGAGCUUAUGUCUCCUAGUAGUGCAGAUGGAGCAGCAGCUCUCAGAGACAAGGAAUCUUAUGACCCUCGAAUGCCUCGCCCUCAUCAGCAUAAACACGGCUUUCAUGAUCCCAAACUUACCAAGCUCCCAGACAGAGGAAGCUACUCCAGUCUUCCAGACAGUGGAAUUUCAGACCAGGAGCAGCAAACCAAAGAUCGUCAUCACAAUGAUGCCCUUGCAAACCUGCCAGGACCAGGGAAGUUUAAACAGAUGACACGGCAGAGAGGGGCAGAUGAUGUUGACAGUGGCUUUGUGGGCUCUGUUGUUGGAUCCGAGGUGCUACAAAAUCAGUCACAUGAUCAGGCUGAGAGACCACUAAGGCUGCAGGAUAGACGUAUUGAUCAGAAUCCAAACAGGUCCUUUUUAAACAGCUCAGGUUCGACCUCCACAAUUGCUACUUCAGCAGGGUCUAGCAGAAGAAGCAGCCUAAAGCAAAAUCUCCCAUCAAAACAUUCAUCAACAGCAACAGGAAUGGUCAAUCGGUCUGUGAGUCACAGCACUGACCAAAGCUAUGACGGGGAGCUGGAUGAAUCAACAGUAAGUGAAGUGCGCGCCAAAGUCCUGCAGCCUAGGGAUGUACCAACCAAGGAAAGAUACUCAGUGAAUCCAUUGAAACUGCAGUUGUCAGAGUCUGUACCAGGUCAUAAGUCAAAGGGGAAGGAUGAGUCGGUUGAAAAGUCACAGUCUGUCCAGGAGAGCACAUUUGAAGACACAAAGAACGAGGAAACAGACGAAGAUUUUUCCACUUCUGGGCCUGAAGAAUCGGCAGCAAGAGUUUAUAAAUCAGUGGAAAUAACAAGAGAACAGCAUAUUCAGGCCACUCAGCAUGAAACUGCUUCUCUUCGUCCAUCCACACCUCGUCGUCCACCUACACCGUACCAGCUGGAGCAAUCUCAGGAGAAUCACGUAGAAGAUGCAGAUAAAAAGAGAAAUGGGUUGCAGCAGCAGAAAAUGCACCCAGCUAAAACUUUGAAAUCUCAUGUAACUUCAGAUAAUGAACUUCACAGCAUGAGCAAACUGAGGCAGAUGCAUAGAUCACAAACUCCGCCAGUACAAAUGCAACAAGAUCAGCAAAGACCACAGAGCCGCGGUGAACCAACCACAGACCUGUACCAUACCCGUGGACAAAGAGGUCACAAUAGCGAUGAAACUAAGGUCAUUUCAGAACCAGUUAGGCGUUCAUCUUAUGAAGGCAGACGAGAAAACCAGAGACAAGACUCUAGAGUUGAGGAUGUUGGCAUAAGCACCGAUACAGAUGUUCGAUCUGAUGUCACUAGAGGCUCUUCUGUAAACAGUUCCAGGCUGCGAGCACUUCAAGAAGAGAUUGAGAGGCUGAAGGAAGGAGUGAAACAAGCCAAUGAGAAGGCUUCUAAUCCUCCACAGUUUCCUCCUCCACCCCCUCCCCCAGAGCGUCAGGACCCUGAAUACUACGAUCCCUUUGAUGACCCUUAUGGAUUUAUGAGGAUGCCUCGUCGCCGUGCAAACUCUUUCUCUGGGGGACGGGUGCGAGAUUAUGAUGAGUGGUAUUGGACAUUGCCAAAUGAGAGAAGGAACGAAGAUGGGGACAUUCCACUGGGUUAUGCUGCAGCCGAUUCUUUUAACAGACGAGCUCAUGGACAGAGAGACACACAUGAGGCUUCCCAUCGUCUUAAGCACCGUGUGCCAAGAAGACGUGCCAGCUACAUGCAGCCAAAAACAGUAGAUGCUGGUGGUGGUGUUGAUGGUGAGGCAGCACCUGGAAUGACAUCUGAGCCAACUGCACAGGGUGCACAAGGUGCACAAAGUGCAGCACCAUCUCAGACUGCCAGAUCCAUGCCCUUAAGAGGACAUCCUCCUCCACCUCACAUUACAGACCCUCAGGCUUUGUUCAACUAUUAUGUUCCAACCCGAAACAACAUUCAACCAGCUUAUAUGCCAUCUGCUACAAAAACAAAUCAUACAGUUCCUCCUUCUUCCUCCCAAACAAAUAUGGCUGACGUUCAUGCAUCAGCAGUCACUUACCAACCCCAGAGGAGAGCAUCUGACUCACAGCAAAGGUUGAGAAAAGAGCCUUGGUACACCAUCCGACGUGAUCCAAGGCAUUUGUCUGGUGGGGAGUAUGUGCCUGUCUAUUCACACCAGCCUGCAAGACCCGAGUAUCAGCAGGCUGCAACCUCCCAGUCCUACAUGGCUCCCAACACUUACUAUGCUGCUUACCCUGUGGUAGGGGGAGUAGCUACAGCCCAUGGUAAUGUUGGGCAUAGUUACUGGACAGAGGUGUGCCCUCUUUGUGGUGGCCCAGGAGGUCAUAUUCAUGAGGAAGAUGUGGAGCCUGUCUAUGGAUAUGCCGCAGAUGAUUUUGCAACAGAGGGGAUGCGCUAUAAGAGGCGAUGGCGACAAUACCGAGGACGUACAAGGCAGAGGUCCAAAUCUAGAUCACAGCGCUACACACCAGAAAGAAGUUCCUCACAGAAUCAGUAUCUGGUGCGAGAGUAUAGAGAAGCUGCAAGCGAUGAUUCUGACUUGGAGGAAGCAACCUUUCACAGAAGGAAUCGCAGCAAGUCGCGUUCAAGAAGCCAUUCAGAAACACGUUCUUCUUCAAGACAUAGGCACAGCAGACGAUACCGACGGAGGAGGGAUCAAAGUCCAGACUUGCUUGACUCAGAUGAGAAUGUGGACUUGAAUGAAUCACUUGUACUUUCUGAAGACAUCAGUCGUUUGACAAAAAGGAUGUUGGGCACCGUUCAUGGUGAACUGGUAAAAUCAAGAAGCAAGCCUGACUUUGGUUCUUCGUACUGGUGAUACUUACACCAUCAAGCAUCUGGAGAUAAAAUUUGGUGAAUCUGAAUUUUUAUCGCCUGCCAUGUUAACAUUGCUUUUCAAGAACCCUACUUUAGGUGAGGAAAACUGUAUCUAAAAUACAGGCUAGCUUUUGAGCUGCAGUUGUCUAAACCUAAGAAAAGCUGGAAGGCUUAAUAAGUCUCAACACCAAAGAUUUUUUGUCAAUGCAGCAAAGCUGACAUCACCUGUUACAAAGGAGGAUUUUCCUUAAGUAGCAUUUUUUUUAAAAAGGCAUUUCAGUAACUUGAAGUCAAAUAUCUUACUUUUAGUGAGAGAUUGGGAAUUUGUAAUUUUAUUUCAUUUUACACUGUCUCUCAUCCUAAAGCUGCUUGUUUAUCUGCAAUAAUUAGUACAAAUACCCAAUAUUGUUCCAAAGUAUACAGUUGAAUGCAAUGUGCUUGUAAAGUGUACACUAGAGACUGAUAUUUACCCAAUACUUGUUUUUUAAGCAAUAUACAAAUAGUUCAGCUGAUUUUAUACCCAGGGACUUCACUUUAUUAUUUUUUCAUUCACUACUACUCAUUUUUUUUACUGAGUUUUUAAUGUGAGAAUAAUAAUUAUUGUAUACACAUAAAAUAAUUAGUUUGAAUGAGCCAGAAACAAAUAUUAUGAAUGUAACUGUUGGCAAGAAAACAAGUGUUGAUUUGAGAUGAAUCAUGUAAAGAAUUGUGAUAUCAGUGAAAUUUUAGACUAAUUAAUUUGUAAAGUACUUAUUGCAUAUUUUAUCGAUUCUGGGUCUUGAAUUUUCCGGAUACUAAUUUUUGUCAAGUUGUAAAUUUCUGGAAAUUUUAAUUGAAAUUAACUGCAUCCCUAGUAUACUUGUUACUUCCAAAAAGUGGUUAUUUUAUACGUUUUUUUGUCACUAAGAGAUCAUGAAGACUGUCUUCUCGAAAGCUAGUUCAUUCAUAUUUUGUGUUGAAAGAGAAAUGACCCAUACAUAUUUUUAGUGAACAUUAUGACAGAAUGUAAUUUGAUAUUUGAAAAGUUUAAGAAAAUGUUUCAUUAUAAAAUAGUUUAUAAAAAUAAUGGCAUACAUAAUAUUUAAAUAGCUUUAAUAUUUUGUAUUCUUAUUUUAUAAGCCUGUUUUACUUUAUUUUUCUUCUCUGUAAUGAAUUUUAUUGACCAUCUUGCUGUGAUAAAAUAAGUUUUUCAACAGACAGGAGGCUGUUUUGGUCUACAGUUGACCUCUUAAGUGCUAUCUUUAUAUCUGCACAUGGAUGUACGCACUUAAUUGCAUCGAAACCUUGGAGUGCCUUUUGGUGGAGAAAUGUGGAAAUGGUCAUGAUGAAUUACAGACAGUCUUAUAUCCACCAACAACUUGUAAUCUCGUAUUUCAUUUCGCAUAUCACUUUUAUCAACAUCUAAAAACACUCAUCAAAGAUAAUGCUGCUUAAGACUUUAUCACUAUCUACAAUAUGUUGCGAUUGUAAUAUUAUAAUAUAAAAGGACAUUUUUCUCAUGUUUUACUUUAUCAUAUCUGGUAUUGUAAUGUUUUAUAAGUCAAUUCUUUUGGAAAUAUUCUUGUAUUACUGCAGGCUUUUGCAUGCAUAUCAAAGUUUUGUAUUGCAUUCCGUCCACUGAAAUAAACAUGAUAUGCUGAAAGUA